UGAAUGACAGAUAAACUUUAGACAAUAGGUAACAUAAUCAUAGAUUUUAGGAAACAGAGAAGAAUAACUUGUAAAUACUGAUAAUAGAGCUGAAUUUUCACUAGGAAAAUUUACACCAAUUGAACUAGCUUGGGAUAAACUUAUAAUAAAUGCCACAAUAAAAGUUGGAAAGGUAAUUCCUAUUCAUAAAUUUAAGACUACCACAGAAAAAUGCUUACUUAAUAAUCUUAAAGGAGUGAUGAAACCUGCUCAUUUUACCGCUAUUUUAGGUCCAUCAGGAUCAGGAAAAACUACUUUAUUAAACUUUUUGUCAGGUCGUUUAAUAUCUGACAAUCUAAAAAUAUCAGGAGAACUAUCUUUAAAUGGUAAAAGAAUUAAUGACAUUGAUAAAUUUAAUGAUUAGAUGGCUUAUGUUAUGUAGGAUGAUAUAUUAUUAGCCACCUUUUCACCGAGAGGUAUAAAAUAGUAUAAUUGUAUUAGAGGCCUUUUAUUUUUCAGCUAAUAUGAGAUUAACUAUCAGUGCAGAGGAAAAAGCUUAAAGAGUAGAAGCUUUGAUCAGAGAAUUGGGAAUAACUAAAUGUGCAGAUACUAGAGUGGGAAAUACAUAAAUUAGAGGUGUAUCAGGAGGAGAAAGAAAGAGAGCCAGUAUAGGUGUUGAAUUAUUAACAAAUCCAAGUCUCAUCUUUUUAGAUGAACCAACUACUGGUUUAGAUUCUUCUACUGCCUUAUAAGUGAUUGAUUUAUUGAAGAGAUUGGCCAAAAAUGGUCGUACAAUAGUUAGUACUAUCCAUUAACCAUCAUCUGAAAUCUUUAAUAAUUUUGAUAGACUUAUGCUAUUAGUUAGAGGUAAUAUUAUAUAUCAAGGGGAUGCUGAAUAAGCUAUUGAUUACUUCGCUACUAUGGGAUAUUAAUGUCCUAACUUUUCUAAUCCUUCAGAUUACUUUAUGAAAUUGAUGAAUGAAGAAGGACUACUAGUAGAAAAGAUUUAAGCAGGAGAAUCAGAUGAUUUUGAUGAUGCUUAGAUAAAGGCUGAAUUUGAACAAAGAUUAGAAGGGUUUAUUCAAAAUUAUAAAAAUUCAAAUAUGAUUAAAGAUUUAGAAACUAGGGAAACUGCAUUAAUUAAAGAAAAUGAUGUUGGAUUCCAUAUUGGAUUUAUUUAAUAAUUUGUACUUAUUUAUUAAAGAUCAUUUUUAAAUGAAAUUAGAAAUCCAAUGGAUGUAAAAUUGAAAAUAUUUUAAUCUAUUGUAAAUGCCAUUAUGUUAAUGCUAGUUUAUUCAGAUGUAUAUUAAAUCAUUUAUAUUUUUAGUUGGGUAAAUAUAACGAAGGAUUGUAAAAUAGAUUUGGAGCUUUGUUUUUUAUUUGUACAGCUAAUGCAUUUGGUGGAAUUCAAGGAGCUUUACAUACAUUUUCAAUGGAAAGACCAUUAUUUUUAAGAGAAAGAAUAAACAAAACUUAUAGUGUUCAUUCAUUCUUUUGGGCAAGAUCACUUGCUGAAUUUCCAUUCCAAAUAAUUUAUCCUUCUCUUUGUGUUAUAAUAGUUUAUUAUGUUAUUGGAUUAAGUGAUGAAAAUGUAGGAAAAUUCUUUAUGCUUAUUUUCAUUUAAUUCUUAACAUAUUAAUAUGCAGUUUCAUAUGGAUUGCUUUUAUCAACCAUUAUUCCAAAAAUUGAAGUGGCUACAGCAUUAGUCCCUGCUUUGGUUAUUCCAUUUAUGAUUUUGGGAGGAUUCUUUGUUAAUUAAGAUAAUAUUCCUUAUAUAUUCUAUCCUUUCACAUAUUUAUCAAUGUUUAAGUAUGGAUUUGAGGCAGCUGUUAUUGUAAUAAUUUUAAUUUUAUUUUUAGAAUGAAUUUGAUAAUGUAAAUUAUGAAUGUAUGCCAGGUUAAAGUUGUGAUCCAGUUGAGAUGCUAUCAAUAACAUUAACAAAAUGGGAAUGUUGCUAUAUAUUAAUUGGAUUAGCUAUAGGAAUUAGAAUGUUUGCCUAUUUGGCACUUCAUUUAAUAUCAAGUCCAGAAAAACCUAAAUUAUAAUCACCUGAAAGCAUGUAAAUAAAUAAUAAACCCAAAUGACUUUUUUUUUGUUUUUUUAUAUAAUUAUUUAUUUUUAAAUAUGAUAAAAAAAAAGUAAUUAGAAAGUUUUUUACAAUAAGUCCCUGAUUUUGAAGGUAAGCCAAAUUGGAAUCUAGAAUAACAUAUGACUCCUCCUUCUUUUGCUAGUGAAAUAAUAUAAUUGAUUCUUAAUGAAGAAUCAUUAGAAAAUUUAGUAUGUGCAGAUUUUGGAUGUGGAACUGGUAUGUUAACAGCUGGAUUAUUGUGUUGUAAUGUAGCUCAUGUUUGUGCUUAUGAAUUUGAUGAAAAAGUUGCUUAAGAGACUUUAUAAACUUUAUAAGAGAUGCAUGAUGGAGCAUUUGAUUUGAUUAUUACAAAUAUUAAGCAUCAUAAAUUCCCAUCUCAUAAAGUUGACUUAGUUUUAAUGAAUCCUCCAUUUGGUACAAAGGAAGCAAAUAUUGAUACAGUAUUUUUGCUUUAAGCAUUUGAACAUUCAAGUGGAAAUGUCUACUCUAUACAUAAAUCUUCAACUAGACAAUAUUUGGAGAAAUUAGCAAUAGAAAAUAAACGAACCUUUAAAGUACUUAAGGAAUUUGAAUUUCCUUUACCUAAAAAAUUUUGUAAAUAUCAUAAAAAAGGUUUAAAGAAUAUUCUAUUUUAGACCUUGCAUUUACAUAAGUAGAUUUCAUAAAGUUUGGCUAUGUAAAAUAAUAAGAAGGGAAGUAAGAAAUAUAGUGA
Paramecium pentaurelia is the source of this 2780-nucleotide messenger RNA. NCBI's taxonomy places the organism in Eukaryota, Ciliophora, Oligohymenophorea, Peniculida, Parameciidae. The record is from the annotation of a GenBank genome assembly.